AAGACAUACGUUGCUAUAAUUGUCGGCUUUAAGAUCCCGCCAAGUAAGCUAAUGGUUUCCAGUACGAUGCCUUUAAUUCUCCAAUUUGCUUUCCGUUCCAUUACUUUUCAAGGCGACGUAGUUUAGAAAUUAAACAUCAGGUCAAAACACUGAAUAAUAUAUACUGACGCAAGAAGAAACACGUACGACUCACUUCUGAGAGGAACAUGAAACUUAAUAUUUUGUUUCCACCGAAAAGUAAUACGUAAAAUGAAAACCGACGGAAAUGAUGACAUGGAUGAGAAAAGUUUAAAUAUUGGAUAUCAAACUUAAUUACUCCGGUGUGACAAUUUGUGCUCAAUAUUGCAAUCUUUUAUUGGCGUCACAGGAUUAGAAGGCGACACUGAAAACUGUGAGCUAUCUCAAGUUGCAUGAUUAUCGAGCAAUGAUAUCGUAAGAGGUACAUCUCCAAUCACAGCCAGCCAUAGUUAUUCGCCAACAAUUCAUAUCCUGAAAUUUUCGUGAUCGUGUUGACAAGAGACAGUUUGACACAGUAGCUAUAGAAUUGAGUAGCACCAGCUAUGGAUAACACUCCGCCUAUCUCCAAUGGAUCGGUGAAUUCUACCGAAAAUGAGUUCCUAUCAAGAUAUGGCAUCUUCACUGUUUCAUCCAUUGUCAAGCUCCUGAUGUGUGUCAUGGUGGCAGUUGUGUCUUUGGUUGGCAACAUCAUCGUCGUGUUUGUGGUUUUCACGACUAAGAAAAUGCAGACAAACACUUACUUGCUUAUAGUGAACAUGAGUUUCAGUGAUUUACUGUACACCGUUAUCGCUAUUCCGCCGCUAGUCACUGGGAUUCUAGGACACCCUUUUUCCGUUCACGGUCAUUUGGGGACGUUCAUAUGCAAAUUUAUGAACGGGAUGGCUUUUGGCCUGAUCGCCAGUUCCGUCUUGACAUUAGCAGCCAUUGCUUAUGAUCGCUUUUUUGCGAUCGUAUUUCCACUAAGGAAACUGAAGAUUCAAACUUAUCUCAAAAGGAUAAUUGUUUCAAUCUGGAUUUGUUCUACUUUGGUCAUGUCGCCGAUGUUGUACGCAAUGCGUCUGUACGAAGAUAACAAUACCUCAUACUGCUACGAAGACUGGUCGCCAUAUUUUGACACGGACAAGGCGUCACAGACAUACACCGUUGCAUUAUUUAUAGUCAUUUACCUGAUUCCAUUCAUAACCAUGUUAAUAUUAUACUCCUUUAUUUCUCAUUUCCUAUGGUUCCGUAAAAUCCCUGGCAAUGGUAAUGAAACUACUAGGCGGCGUGUAAUAACCAGUCGACGCAAAGUGAUUCGAAUGCUUAUAACCAUCGUGUUGUGUUUCAUUUUGUGCUGGCUUCCUCUACAAAUAGUAACUUUUUCAGUUUACUUUGGCAAUGUUGAACUGCCUUACGAUUUUUUCUUUGUCAGUGAGUUCCUGAUAAGAGCAAACGGGGCUAUUAAUCCCAUGAUAUAUGCUACAUUUAACGAAAAUUUUCGAAGUGGGUUCAAACGAUUUCUUUGCUGUAAGGCCAACAGCCAAUCUGCAGCGCGAACAAAUUUACUUUCUCUCACGAGCUCCAAACAUUCAAACCACAACAAUGUAAAGAGAAAGUUGUUACAUAACGAAACAAAAAUUUAGUUUGGCGUAAAUAAUUCAUAGUAAGAAAAAAUUGCGAGAUAAAAAUCCGACCGAGUAGAAGGAAAAAGCUAAUUACAAGGGAAACUUCAAGUACUGAUUUCAAAAUGUUGAUCGUACAGUAAUAUAAAUGAGAACGUCAAUUUAAAUAUGAAAGCUACAAGAAAUAACAUGUAGUCACCUGUUAAGUUUUGCUGUUUAUUAAGUUGGUUGCUGUGCUAAUAAUUAAACUGUUUAGCUUUAAGGUAGUCCAAUUUAAUAUCUCUUCAACAUGAUGAAAAAAGCUAGAACUGAAUUCACUUUUCUGGCAUGAGUCCAACCUCUCUUUACGCAAACUUUCAUAAUACGUACACCUCUACGUUACAAAACAGUUCACUUGGUCCGAAGAACCCAGAACCGGUACACUUUUCCCCUCUUUGGAUGGACAUCUCUAAUACGGAUACUAAGUUUACACCUUGUUUCAACUCUCCCAGCUAACAAAAUAAAAUAAUAAAGAGAGCUCAAAUUUCGCAACAAAAUAGCAUAUUUUUCCAGUUUUACAUUUCAAUAACAAACUCAUAUUGGUCUUGAUCAAUUCAGUAAAUGGAAAUGAUUGUUCGUGUUUCCUUGCUGAAGAUUAAAAACACGUACGUGCUCCUUGUAUUUAAUUCCAAUUACUUGAGACAUGCAAACCACAGAGUGAAAUACUUCGAUUUACAUCAAAUAACGGACACUAGUAAUAACUUGAAAUUAAAAAAAAAAAUUAAUAAGUAGUUAAUUAUUGCAGCUUAUGUAAUCCUAAAUUUCAUAUCAAAUUUAAAUGUUAAGGGGAAAGUGGGUGAUUAAUUGACAAACCUUUCAUACAGUGACGCAGGCAGUUGUAUUCGCAGCAAAAGAUUAAAUACAAAUUUAAAGAAAUUGCGAGUCCACACACACCUAGAAACGCAAACUUAAAGUUAAGAUCUUGAGCUCUGUAUCGCCCUGUUGUACACACUUUUUUUAGUUAAGUAAAACUGGCUUACUUUGGUUUGAAGUUUUACAUUGAAAAAAAUCCCAAAUAAUGAGAAAAA
Orbicella faveolata is the source of this 2686-nucleotide messenger RNA. RefSeq names its product QRFP-like peptide receptor. NCBI's taxonomy places the organism in Eukaryota, Metazoa, Cnidaria, Anthozoa, Scleractinia, Merulinidae. The record is from RefSeq and is a predicted model, not a curated record. Gene Ontology annotation, cellular component: plasma membrane. Gene Ontology annotation, biological process: G protein-coupled receptor signaling pathway. Gene Ontology annotation, molecular function: G protein-coupled receptor activity.